AUGUCAGAUUCCAACACAACUGAAUUGAUGAACCCCUCCACCUUCAUCCUGAUGGGCAUUCCUGGCCUGGAGGCAGUCCACGUCUGGAUCUCCAUCCCCUUCUGCACCAUGUACACCAUCGCCGUCUUGGGGAACUUCACUGUCCUGUGCAUCGUGAAGAGGGAGCCGAGCCUCCAUGCACCCAUGUACUAUUUCCUCUGCAUGCUGGCUGUCACCGACCUGGUCCUGUCCACCUCCAUCCUUCCCAAAAUGCUGAGCAUCUUCUGGUUCAAUUCCAGGGAGAUUGAUUUCAGGGUCUGCCUCACCCAGAUGUACUUCAUUCACUGCUUCUCAGUGAUGGUAUCUGGGAUCCUUGUGGCCAUGGCUUUUGAUCGCUACGUGGCCAUCUGCCAUCCCCUGAGACAUUCCACCAUCCUGACAUGCCCCCUGGUGGCCAAGAUUGGCCUGGCCGUGGUUCUGCGCAGUGGCAUGGUCGUACUGCCCUUUCCCAUCCUAGCGAGGCAGUGGCCAUAUUGCAGAACCAACGUCAUCCCCCAGCCGUACUGCGCACACAUAGCUGUGGUGAGCCUGGCCUGCGCCGACACCCGUGUUAGUAGUUACUACGGCCUCUUUGUGUUAUUCUGUGUGUUGGGUCUGGAUGGCAUUUUUAUUGCCGUAUCCUAUACCCAGAUCCUCAGGGCCAUCUUCAGCCUCCCCACAAAAGAUGCGCGGCUCAAGACUUUGGGGACCUGUGGCUCCCACAUUUUUGUCAUUUUAGCCUUUUUGAUCCCCAGUCUCAUCAUGUCCCUCAUGCACAGAUUUGCCCAAAAUGUGCCCCUGCAUUUCCACGUUCUCAUUGCCAAUGUGUACCUCUUGCUGCCCCCCGUGUUAAACCCCAUCAUCUAUGGGGUGAAGACCAAAGAGAUCCGGGUAAGGCUGCUCCAUCUGUUUACUCAUACAGGGGCCUAA
Chelonia mydas (Green sea turtle) is the source of this 948-nucleotide messenger RNA. Its product is annotated as olfactory receptor 52M1-like. Gene Ontology annotation, molecular function: G protein-coupled receptor activity; olfactory receptor activity. Bases 1 to 948 code for a protein of 315 amino acids. Gene Ontology annotation, cellular component: membrane. The transcript has a single exon. Gene Ontology annotation, biological process: G protein-coupled receptor signaling pathway. NCBI's taxonomy places the organism in Eukaryota, Metazoa, Chordata, Testudines, Cheloniidae. The record is from RefSeq and is a predicted model, not a curated record.